Molecule: messenger RNA, 3726 nt
Organism: Delphinapterus leucas (beluga whale)
Lineage: Eukaryota; Metazoa; Chordata; Mammalia; Artiodactyla; Monodontidae
Gene: PROSER1
Product: proline and serine rich 1
Source: RefSeq, a predicted model, not a curated record
CAGCAGACGGCGCAGAGUUGACUUUACUCUGGCGCGACGGGCUCCGUUGAAGGACCCCACGAGCCGGGGGAAGCUCUAGGGGUAACCAGGAAGGGCUCUUGGCGCCGUUGGCGCUGCGGUCUUCGUGAGUCCCCCUACCUGAGACCGUACCCCCUUCGCCCGGCUCCCGGUGCUCGCCGGCCGCCGGCCCGCUCCCGGAAGCGGUGGCAGCUGGUAACAAAGAGCUGCCAGGCCGCUGCUGCCCGGGCUACGGGACCCAGGAGUCCGGCGGAGCUGCUGGGAGUGAGCGCGAGGCGGGCCAUGAGGCCCGGUUCGCGGCGGUGAGGGGCGGCCGGCGGCGGCCGAGGUGCAAGUGCGGGCCGAGAAGCCGGUGCUUCCCUCCUCGCCGCCCGCGGGAUUCGGGGCGCGGGUGCCUCUGCUCUCCGGGCCGCUCCACUCGGGAAGGCGGCUUCCGGACUUUCCCCCGGCGGCGCAUGCCUUUGAGCUGCGGGAACCGACGCUCUGCCUCCGGCUACCGAACCUCGGGUUUCUCUUCCCCGAGGGGCUCCUGAAGCUUUGUGUAAAGAAGCUGGGGAAGCCUGACGGGUUUUGUUUUUAAUAAAAAGUUUUUAUAAGUCUUCACUUUUAGAAAUUUUUGCAGAGUUUGAAGUACUCUACCUCUUCGCAUCCUUUAUUCUGCUCCUUGAGUCUUUUUUCUUCUCAGCUGUAAACGUUUUUACUAUCGGAGCGGACCAGGGAUGAACGUUUUGUAAUUGAAACUAACUCCUCUCGUUGAGAUAGUAGUCAAGAUGGAUAAAAAGUCCUUUGAAACGGUGCUGGAUGAAAUUAGAAAGGCUGUUUUGACAGAGUACAAAUUAAAAGCAAUUGAAUAUGUGCACGGAUAUUUCUCCAGUGAACAGGUGGUUGAUUUACUGAGAUAUUUCUCCUGGGCUGAGCCUCAGUUGAAGGCAAUGAAAGCAUUACAGCAUAAAAUGGUGGCUGUUCACCCAGCAGAAGUGGUCAAUAUACUCAACUGUUUCACCUUCAGUAAAGACAAGCUAGUUGCUCUUGAACUGCUAGCUUCAAACAUUGUUGAUGCACAGAAUUCUCGUCCCAUUGAAGAUCUGUUCAGGAUAAAUAUGUCUGAGAAGAAACGGUGCAAGAGAGUGCUUGAACAGGCUUUCAAGGCGGGCUGCAAAGCUCCCCAUGCUAUGAUAUCUUCUUGUGGAACAAUCCCAGGAAAUCCAUAUCCCAAAGGAAAACCUAGUCGCAUAAAUGGAAUUUUCCCAGGAACCCCUUUGAAGAAAGAUGGUGAAGAGUGUACCAACGAAGGCAAAGGAAUAGCUGCACGGAUUCUUGGACCGUCCAAACCACCUCCUUCAACAUACAAUCCACAUAAACCCGUUCCUUAUCCGAUACCUCCAUGCCGGCCGCAUGCAACUAUUGCACCAAGUGCUUAUAACAAUGCAGGUCUGGUACCAUUAGCCAAUGUCAUAGCUCCAGGUGUGCCCCCGCCACCUCCAUAUACUCCUAAUCCAGUAGCAGCAGAGAAUGAAGACCUUUCCAAUCAGUCAAAACCUACACAGAAUCCAGCGUUUUCUGCCCCAGCAAGUCAGCUCUUUUCUCCUCGUGGCUCUAACCCUUCAACACCUGCGGCAACUCCUGUUCCUGCUGCUUCCCCGGUCAAGGCAGUAAAUCAUCCAUCGGCAUCGGCCACUGCCGCCCUCCCUGGGAUGAACCUGCUGAACACUGUCCUUCCUGUGCUCCCGGGGCAGGUCUCAGCUGUUCAUGCACCUCAGCCGACGACACCCAAUCCAACAGUUAUCAGAACCCUUUCCUUGCUGGCUGCACCGGUGACUUCUGUUCACAGCACCACAUCUGCUCCCGUUCCUUCUGUUUUUUCUGGCCACGUUCCACUGCCAGGUCCUUCUGCCACCCCUACCCCAGCACCUCAGGCCGCAUCUACACCUCGGGCCACCCCUGUUUCCAGUGAAACAUUUGCUUCUACUUCUGCCCCUUUCACUAGCCUCCCCUUUGCCGCCACCUCUACUGCCGCUUCUACCAACAACCUCGAUUCCUCCUCACUGGCAUCGGUUUUUGCUGGUCUCCCCUUGACCUUAACACCGACCUCCCAAGGUGUGUCCAACCCGACUCCUUCUGUAAUCGCCUGCGGUUCUGCUCCCACUGUUGCCUGUCCACUGGGUGUAAAUAAUCCCCUUCUGUCUGCUUUAAAAGGCUUUCUGACAUCAAAUGAUACCAACCUCAUCAACUCUUCCACGUUACCCUGCGCCGUUACUAGUGGGCUGGCUUCCCUCGCCUCCCUCACUAACCAGAGCUCCGACUCUGCGGCGGCCGCCCUUAACAAGGGCUACGGCCCGCAGCGGGCCUCCACGCCGGGACUGGCCCUGUUUCCGGGCCUGCCCUCGCCGGCGGCCAACGUGGCUUCCACGCCCCCGGCUCUGCCUGCGCCCGCCGCCGCUGCCUCCUCGGGGCCCGUCGGCUGCGGCUCCUCGGCCACCCUGCUGCACGGCCCGCUCGCGAGUCACGCAGACGCGCACGGUUCGUCGACGCCCGCCGCCACCAGCCUGCCCGUGGUGAUCAAGACCGAGCCCGCGAGCCCUACUCCUUCUGCCUUCAGGGGCCCGGCGCCCCCGCCGCCCCCCACCCCCGCUCCGGGCACGCUGGGCCUGCCAGGGGCGCUGGGGCGGGCGUACACGGCGGCCUCGGUGCCCGUCAGUUUACCGUCCUGCCUCGCCCCUGCGCUGCCGGGCCUCCCGGGCCUGAGCGUGACCCCGAGCGGCUCGAGCCCCCUGCCUUCUCUCCCACUGCCUGCGCACGGCUCCUCCGCGCCCAUCGCCCCCGUCUUCAGCGCCUUGCCCCCUUUCACUUCGCUGAGCAGCGGCUUCGCCCAGGCUGCGCACCCGCCCCUCGGCGCCCCCGCCUCGUCCGCCCCCAACUGCGCCCCCGGCCCCUCGGUGCCCGCCUCGGCGGCGGCCUUCCCACUCAGCGUGCCCGCCGCCGUGCCCUCGCUCUUCUCCGUGACGCAGGGACCUCUGCCGGCCUCGGCUCCCUCCUAUCCCGGCUUCUCCGUCUCUGGCGCGCCCCCCGCGCUGCCCUCUUUCCCGGGGCUGCAGCCGCCCGCCACCGGCGCCGCCACCGCCCCGUCGCCCGCUCCCGUCCUCCCCGGGUUCGCCUCCGCCUUUAGUUCCAGUUUCAACUCCGCUCUGGUUGCGCAAGCCGGCUUAUCAUCUGGACUUCAAGCUGCAGGCAGUUCUGUUUUUCCAGGCCUCUUGUCCCUCCCCGGUAUCCCCGGGUUUUCCCAGAAUCCUUCACAAUCAUCCUUGCAGGAAUUACAGCAUAAUGCAGCCGCACAGUCAGCAUUGUUACAGCAGGUCCACUCAGCUUCAGCUCUGGAAAGCUACCCAGCUCAGCCGGAUGGGUUUCCUAGUUAUCCUUCAACACCAGGAACACCGUUUUCUUUGCAACCAGGCCUGUCCCAGAGUGGGUGGCAGUGAAUACAUUUAAAUGCAUAUUCUCCUCCAGGGCAACAUCAGAAUCGCCUGAGGACUGCAGUGAACAAUUGGACAAAUGCGCAGUUGGCCAAAAGUCAGGAAAUGAGGAUGAGGAUAAUCCUGGGGAAAUUGGGAUAAGAGCUUAAAAAACGUGGUUACAUUUUUUAAAAAUGGUUUUAAGUAUGGACAUUCCCCUAUGUAAAUAUGCUGACAAUAAAUUGUAUGGAGAAUAGUA